Morone saxatilis (striped sea-bass) is the source of this 1479-nucleotide messenger RNA. It is a transcript of the gene emc4, whose product is annotated as ER membrane protein complex subunit 4. The record is from RefSeq and is a predicted model, not a curated record. Gene Ontology annotation, cellular component: EMC complex. The transcript is spliced from 6 exons. NCBI's taxonomy places the organism in Eukaryota, Metazoa, Chordata, Actinopteri, Moronidae. Bases 176 to 751 code for a protein of 191 amino acids. Gene Ontology annotation, biological process: protein folding in endoplasmic reticulum.
GAUUGCGUCAUUAUUGCGUGCUCCCCGGAACCAUCGAGCGGUCGACUUAUUCAGCAAGCUCAUUGAUUUCGCUCAUUUCAUCGACAAAUAAGAAGAAACACAGCAGGUAGCAGUGGUUUGGAUGUCCCUGUAAGGUACUUUCUGUCUCUGAGGUCCAGCAGUGCAGCCGGUUGCCAUGGCGUCUCCAGGGGGACAAGGAGGAGGCGGAGGGGCUCUGUCGACGAGAGGAGGAAGCGGGGCCAGGAGGAUGAAGUGGGCUCUGGAGCUGAGCUUGGGCAACACCAGGACUCGUGGGGACCGGCAGGGCGGUCAGGGAGACGUCGUUUAUCCCAUCGGCUACUCCGAGAAACCCGUCCCCGACACCAGCAUCCAGGAGACGGACAAGAACCUGGUGGAGAAGCGUUGUUGGGACGUCGCUCUCGGGCCUCUGAAACAAAUCCCCAUGAACCUGUUCAUCAUGUACAUGUCGGGCAACACCAUCUCCAUCUUCCCCAUCAUGAUGGUCUGCAUGAUGGCCUGGAGGCCCAUACAGGCGCUCAUGUCCAUGUCUGCCACCUUCAAGCUGUUGGAGAGCUCCAGUCAGCAGUGGCUGCAGGGCCUCGUCUACCUGGUCGGUAACCUCCUGGGCUCGGCCUUGGCCAUCUACAAGUGUCAGUCGAUGGGGCUGCUCCCAACGCACUCUUCUGAUUGGCUAGCUUUCAUAGAACCGCCACAGAGGAUGGAGAUCAUGGGUGGAGGGAUGGUGUUGUGAAGAGGACGGAGCGUGCACAUACCAGAUUCAAAUAUUUACAGAGGUUAUAUACUAUAUACUGUACAUUCUCCACCGGCGCCACGCAGCCUGGCUACCUGUUAAAGCUGUCCAGCUCUUGUCCACAACAGACUGAGCCUCCACAGUGGCGCAGCAGGACGUGCGGAGCAGCUUUCUACGAAAGCCCUCGUCCUCCAUAAACACACACGCAUUUGUUUGCCUUUUUUUAACAGAAACAUUAACAUUUCUUCAGCCUGCUGCUCUGCUUCAUGUCCUCUGAUGUCCCCCAUACCUAAUUUUUUUUGAUUCUUUUAGUAAAGGUUUAAAAAGCCAGCAGAUCCUCACAUUGAACUACUGUAUUAUUAACAACAUAAUAGGAGGUUAUUUAUGGACUACAUAAGAGAAUAUAGAAUUAUACCCAGUUUCUGGAGGAGAAACAUCAGUAAAACAGCACUAUAUAUAAUGAGGCUAAUGUCUUAUUAGGUCAUAUUCCAGUAGAGUAGAUAGAUUUCUUUUUUCCGUUCUUCAUUUUUCUUUUUGUUUCUCAGUUUGUAGUGAAACACAACAUGAUUUCAGCCCGCUAACCAGCAACAUUUACUAACCGGUUUAAUUUAUAGGUCUGUUUAAUUUAUACUGUUUUGCUCUAUGAAAAUGUUCUAUAUAAUAAAUCCUUAUUAUUGGCUGAAUUAAAAUGUUUUCAACUGUCAAUAAAUGUGUUGGAAGAAAAAAAA